CUAGAUGUCAUGUGUGUGUGCAUCUGUCACUGCACAAAGCAAGUGUCGAGUGUGCACACAACUGUGUGAGGACCAAGUACUCUACUGUUGCAAGUGUGUGUGCAUGUAGUCCCCCCCUCCCUACUAGCCCCAUAUAUGCUUAUGCUUAUGCAAAUGCCGUGCACACAAACACAUCUAUCCCAUCUAUUUCCUUGGUUGGCCUCUGCCUCUUUAUAUGAGCAUACUUUUCCUCCCUGCAGCCUUUUGCUACAGCACACUCACUGCGCACACAGGAGAGAGAGGAGAGAGAGCCCUUGGAGAGAGGAGAGAGAGAGAGCUCAGGCUCAGAGAGAGAUAAAUUGCUCCAUUGCAAAUCCAAAAGUUGAGCCCUGAGUAGAGUACCUCGCCGCGGGCAGGCAUCUUGUCUUGUUGCUCUUUCCUUGAUCCGUCCAUGGCGCUUUUGCAGCUGCAGGGCCCUCCCCUCCCCUCCAGCUAUAUCGUUUAGCGCAUGAAUGCUCCUUCUGCACCUCCCUCGCCAUAGCUCGCAGCAGCAGCAGCAUCACCUAGCUCGCGAGUAUUAGAUCAACAGUGCAGUGAAAGUGUGUGUAGCGCCAGCCACCCCCCACCGGCCGGCACUCAUCACCUCCAUCAGACCUGUAGCCUUGCCUCGCAUUUAAUCACGGUUUUAUAUUUACAAGAUGGAUCAUAGCUUCAGCGACAUGAUCUUGAGCGAGAGCGCGUGGAGCGGCGGCGGCGGCGACGGAGGGGCGGUCUUGCUGCCACCGGAGGUGGGCGUCGUCGAGGGGGGAAGCAUGACGGUGCUGGAGAGGCUGGUGCUCGACGAGGCCCUGGCGGCGGCGAUCCUGGAGCUGCAGGGCAUCCAGGUGCCCGCCGCCUGCGCCGGCAAGGUGCCGGCGGCGGCCGGUGGCGGCGUGGUUGGGGAGACCGUCGCCUUCGCCGCGAUGGCGACGCCAACGCCCGCCUACGCGGACGUUGACGCGGAUGUCCUGCAGCGACAGCAGCAUCGCCAUCGCCAUCACGGCGCGAUGGGGAUGCCUCCCGACUACGACCUCACACCAGCAACAGCCGCUGUCGCGGUAACUACUGUGCCGGCCGCGUUCGCGAACGCCGCAGCGGCGGUUGACAGCAACGGCGGCGGCCUCGUCGAUGGGCCGGUCUUCUCCAGCAACGACACCGACGCGCCAGCGGUGGCGGCCAUGACGGCGACGACAAGCCAGCAGCAGUGUGAAGAAGGAAAAGGCGGUGGACGGAGGCAGCGCCGGCCCAACAGGAAGCGCAAGGCCGCCGCCGAUCCGUCCUCUGUGCCGGCACAGGAGAGCACCCUGUGCAGCCUCCUGGCGUCGUCGACCACCGCGAGCGAGGGCGGCAUCCAGAUCGCCUUCAACACGAGCGGCGGCGCUCAGGCCAAGAGGGCGAAGCCUUCACUGAGCGGCAGCGGGUCGUCGAGCAUCAGCUUCGACGGCAGGGGCGGCGCCGGCGGGGCCAGCGGCGGCGCGGACGACCCCAUGUACGAGCCGGACACGGAGGCGCUGGCGCAGGUGAAAGAGAUGAUCUACCGCGCGGCGGCGAUGCGCCCCGUCUCCCUCGGCUCCGAGGACGCCGGCGAGCGGCCGCGCCGGCGCAACGUGCGCAUCUCCUCCGACCCGCAGACGGUGGCGGCGCGGCAGCGGCGGGAGCGCAUCAGCGAGCGCCUCCGUGUGCUGCAGAAGCUCGUCCCCGGCGGCGCCAAGAUGGACACCGCCUCCAUGCUGGACGAGGCGGCCAAUUACCUCCGAUUCCUCAAGUCCCAGGUCCGGGAGCUGCAAACCCUAGACCGCCGGAACUAUGCCGCGAACGCCAGCAACGUGAACAUCACCGCAGCGGCGGCGCCGCCACCAUGGCUGGGUCACUGAGAGCUUCAACAAUGGCAACGGCGGUGCCAUGCCGAAACCCUACGAUCGAGCAAGCAACUGAUUUAGUCAUUUAGUUGGAUGGUGCAUGGUAGAUUUGUAACACGCAUGCAUGUUGUUGUUAACACUUUUUAUGCCUGUCCAAUGUGCAUGAGACCAUCUUAUGAUGUAUGUAUUCAUCAUCAUUGUUAGCUCAAAGAGACAAAGACUAGGGAGAUGAUGAUCAUAUCGAUGAUGGGAUCUAUCAACAAGGAUGCAAAUUGGCUUAAUUAGUUAAUUAUUAGCCUCUGUUUCUUUUC
This is a messenger RNA of Setaria italica (foxtail millet), 2188 nucleotides long. Its product is annotated as transcription factor bHLH87. The coding region runs from base 678 to 1892 and encodes 404 amino acids. The transcript is spliced from 2 exons. Gene Ontology annotation, biological process: regulation of DNA-templated transcription. The record is from RefSeq and is a predicted model, not a curated record. Lineage: Eukaryota; Viridiplantae; Streptophyta; Magnoliopsida; Poales; Poaceae. Gene Ontology annotation, molecular function: DNA-binding transcription factor activity; protein dimerization activity.